AUGGAGCCGCAGUACCUACGAGAUGUGACCGUGUGUUACCGCACAUGCGCGUCACCGGUACUGCAGGAAAGGACCUUUAACCUCCGCACAAUGUCCGCAACUUCAACACGACCAGGGUCUGUGCGAUCUUCCACGCCACGAAUAUCCGUAAUGACAUCACGUGCAAGCUCAGCUCGGCCCUCUAUCAGCCUAGACGUUAGAGACAGAAUGAUGACAGAGCUAAAGUUUUACUUUGGCAGGGAUGAACGUUUUAACUUCAGACAGACGCUUGUGCCCAAGUCUACAGUGCGGUCUGUGGCAAACGAUGCUUAUCGAACGAACACUAGCGAUGCCAGUCGACAAAUGUUCCGGUCAUCUCUUGGAAGUCCAAGGUGGCGUAUUUUUACAAGAGGUAUUCGUGUUGGAAGUGCUCGCACGUAA
Messenger RNA from Ylistrum balloti, 420 nucleotides. RefSeq lists its product as uncharacterized. NCBI's taxonomy places the organism in Eukaryota, Metazoa, Mollusca, Bivalvia, Pectinida, Pectinidae. Bases 1 to 420 code for a protein of 139 amino acids. The transcript has 4 exons. The record is from RefSeq and is a predicted model, not a curated record.